AUGCAGUCCGGAAUAUCAGCAUCCGCCGACCUACAAAAUGCAUUCGCAGCCUUCGCCUCCGACAGCGCUCUCUUCGCCCUCCCAGUAACCAUCAGCAAUGAGUCCCUCAACGCCCUGCCCGCAAUCCCCUUCCCCUCGACCACCUCGUCAGCAACACUUGUUUCCUCUCUCUCCUCUCUCGAACAAAUCCUCUCCCCAACAAUCCCACUAUACCUCCUCCUCCGCAAAACCCCCACACCAACCUCUCCACUCCUCGCAGCAACAUACAUCCCCUCCCGUGCCCCCGUCCGCCAGAAAACCCUCUUCGCAUCCACACGCGCGAGUCUGGUGCGGGAACUCGGGUCCGAGAAAUUCUCCGAGACGCUCUUCCUCACGGAGAAAGAAGAGGUGCUCGACCCUAAGACGUGGGCGGACGCCGACUCCUCAAGCGACGAUGCUACCUCUGGCGCUGGCGGUGGAUCGGGCACGAACACCGCGCUGCUCAGCACGGAGGAGCGCGAACUACAGGCCGUCAAGCGCGCCGAAGAGGAGGCCCGCCACGGCACACGAGGCAGGGAUUUGAUGAACGAAGGCGGCUCCGGCGGUGCAGUGUCCCUCGGGGGUGGAGGGUCCGGCACGCACGGCGUGUCGAUGAAGGUGUCGGACGAGGCGCGCGAGGGUCUCGCGGCCGUGAAAGCCGCGCUGGACAACGGGACUGGCGGGGCCGGUGUCCUCGUGCAAUUCGGCAUCGAUAUUCCCAACGAGACGUUCACGCUGGUCAAUGCCCCGCAACAAGGCGUCGCGCCUGCAGACGUGCAUCGCAACAUCCCCGCGGAUCGCCCGACCUACAGCGUCUACGCUCCGGGCCGAGAGAGUGGGAUCAACGGGGUGUUGUUCAUCUACGUGUGUCCCGGCACGAGUAAAGUCAAGGAACGCAUGGUAUACGCCAGCAGUGGGCGGUUUUUCGUCACGUAUGCAAAGGCCGAGUUUGGCAUCACGGUGUUGAAGAGGUUGGAGGCCAGUGAGCCGGAGGAUCUCGAUGGCGCCAGGAUCCCAGAGGAGAUUGCCGCUCUGAGUCCUCCUGUGGCUGGUGAUGGCGGCGCGGAUAGUGCGCCGGGCAGUGGCACGGCUACGCCUAGAGGUGGUGGGUUUGCGAGACCGAAGAGGCCGGGAAAGAGAUAA
Molecule: messenger RNA, 1161 nt
Organism: Exophiala bonariae
Lineage: Eukaryota; Fungi; Ascomycota; Eurotiomycetes; Chaetothyriales; Herpotrichiellaceae
Exons: 2
Coding region: 1-1161 (386 amino acids)
Biological process (GO): actin filament depolymerization; barbed-end actin filament capping
Cellular component (GO): cytoplasm; actin filament
Molecular function (GO): actin monomer binding; actin filament binding
Source: RefSeq, a predicted model, not a curated record